Molecule: messenger RNA, 918 nt
Organism: Aspergillus affinis
Lineage: Eukaryota; Fungi; Ascomycota; Eurotiomycetes; Eurotiales; Aspergillaceae
Product: oxidoreductase, 2OG-Fe(II) oxygenase family
Exons: 2
Coding region: 1-918 (305 amino acids)
Biological process (GO): peptidyl-proline hydroxylation to 4-hydroxy-L-proline
Cellular component (GO): endoplasmic reticulum
Molecular function (GO): procollagen-proline 4-dioxygenase activity; iron ion binding; L-ascorbic acid binding
Source: RefSeq, a predicted model, not a curated record
AUGAUCAAACUCUCCACCCUCUUCUCCUCCUUCUUCUACCUCCUCCCCCUCUACAUCUUCGUCGUCGCGCCUCUCCUCCGCCAACUCUUCCCCUCCGACUUCGCAUCCUCCUCCGCCCUCGACUUCGACUCCACCGACCAUGACCCGGACGUCACGCUCGACGAAUCCGUCCUCAGCCUCGACGACGGCGUAGAAGUCACCUGCCCCCCAGAGGCCGAACAAUACCGGGUGCAUCUACUCGCGCGCGAUCCAUUGGUCAUCUACAUCGAGAAUUUCGUCUCGGGGGAGGAAGCAGAUGAGAUUGUCGAGAUGAGUAAAACAAACUACACCCCCUCUAUCCUCUACAACGGCAGCGCCUCAAUCGUGGACCCCUCGCGCCGUCUCUCCGACCGCGCCCUCCUCCCCCGCACGCCCGCAAUUCGAUGUCUUGAGGCGCGCGCGCGCGCGUUCCAAGGCUGGCGUCCGAACCUUUAUAUUGAGCGCAUGUGGGCCCAACGAUAUAACGCGUCAGGACACUACACACAUCACUAUGACUGGGCCGGAUCUGUGGCGCGGGGUGGUGAUCGCGCGAGUACGUUUAUGGUCUAUCUUGGAGCUGAAUGUACUGGGGGCGGGACGAAUUUCCCGAGAUUGAGGAAGCCGAGGGAUACGCGGUGGUGUGAGUUUAUUGAAUGCGAUGAGAGUGGUUAUAAUGAGGUGGCUGGGGAGGAAGGACAGGAAGGUGGAGAGAAGAAGGGGACGAGGAGAGAAGGGAUCACGUUCAAGCCUAUCAAGGGGAAUGCGAUCUUCUGGGAGAAUCUGAGGGCGGAUGGCUCCGGAUAUCCCGAGACGUGGCAUGCCGCGGAGCCAGUGACAGAAGGGACGAAGUUCGGGUUGAAUAUUUGGAGUUGGUACCAGGCGCCGAGGAGGAGGGUUUAG